Molecule: messenger RNA, 2781 nt
Organism: Neoarius graeffei (lesser salmon catfish)
Lineage: Eukaryota; Metazoa; Chordata; Actinopteri; Siluriformes; Ariidae
Gene: pou3f1
Product: POU class 3 homeobox 1
Exons: 1
Coding region: 5-1120 (371 amino acids)
Biological process (GO): regulation of transcription by RNA polymerase II; brain development
Cellular component (GO): nucleus
Molecular function (GO): DNA-binding transcription factor activity, RNA polymerase II-specific; RNA polymerase II cis-regulatory region sequence-specific DNA binding
Source: RefSeq, a predicted model, not a curated record
AGCCAUGGCGACGACAGCUCAGUAUAUCCCGCGGAAUAACUCGUUGCCUUCCAACCCUCUCAUGCACCCGGACUCGGACCGGAUGCACCAGGGCACGACCUAUCGAGAAGUGCAGAAGAUGAUGCACCACGAGUACCUUCAAGGGCUCGCGGCGUCCAACGCGGGCCAUCCAAUGAGCCUGACGCACCACCAGUGGCUGCCCACAUCCGGCGCAGACUGGAGCAGCGGGACGCACCUCGGCCAGCAGCCUGAGCACAAGGCCAGCGUGCCUGCGAGCCGCGACGAGCUGACCAGUGGCUACCACAGGUCGCAUUUGGUGCACCAGGCUGCACAGAACGGCCACCAUGGCUCCUGGGCACCGAGCAACACCACGCAUCACCUGUCGCCGCUGUCGCCCGCUUCAGGGGGCCACCAGUCACUGGUCUACUCUCAGACAGGCUAUGCGAUGCUGAGCCCGCAACCGUCGCUGCAUCACGGCAUGCGCGAGCCGCUGCACGACGAUGCCGGCGGUCAUGAACAUCAGCUCGAGUCUCCGCAGCAGCCGUUUGGGCACCACCAGGACCACUCAGACGAGGACGCGCCCAGCUCCGACGACCUUGAGCAGUUCGCCAAGCAGUUUAAGCAGCGGCGCAUCAAACUCGGCUUCACACAAGCGGACGUCGGGCUUGCGCUCGGCACGCUCUACGGCAACGUGUUCUCUCAGACCACCAUCUGCAGGUUCGAGGCACUACAACUCAGUUUCAAGAACAUGUGCAAACUUAAGCCGCUGCUCAACAAAUGGUUAGAGGAAACAGACUCGAACACGGGCAGCCCGACUAACUUGGACAAGAUCGCAGCGCAGGGCCGCAAGCGCAAGAAGAGGACCUCGAUCGAGGUCGGGGUGAAAGGGGCGCUGGAGAACCACUUCCUGAAGUGCCCCAAACCCUCGGCGCACGAGAUCAGCACGUUGGCCGGCACGCUGCAGCUGGAGAAAGAGGUCGUGCGCGUGUGGUUUUGCAACAGGAGACAGAAAGAGAAAAGGAUGACCCCGGUGGGGGUCGCGCAUCCGAGCAUGGAGGACGUUUACUCACAGGCGGAGACCCCUCCGCUUCACCACACGCUACAAAGCCCCGUCCAGUGACUGUCCUCCUGAGUGAAGCUCUUAUUUCAACAGAAACACAACAAGAACAUCGAUAGAGAAAAAAAAGGGGGACUAGGGAUUUCAACAGUAUCUAAUUUUUCUAUUUAUUUAUUUUUGUUUUGCAUUUGUUAUCCCGAGUGACAAUGCACGCAGCAAAGUUGGGUGAAAAAGAUUUUCUCGCUGCAGACCGGAGACUGUGGUGCAACAACAGUAAACGGGACGCAAAUGAUAAAGGGGAACAAAAUGCAUGAAUGACUGCACAGUCAAAUUGAUGUGCAUUUUAGGGAAUCCCGUUUUCACAAAAGAAAAAAAGCAACCGUAUUGAUUUGAAAGUGUUCUGUUGGAGAAAAUAAUAAUUCGAUUAUUUCAGCGCUGCUCAAAAGGAGCCAUAUGCCACAAAAGAGAUCUCUCUCUCUCUCUCUCUCUCUCUCUCUCUCUCUCUCUCUCUCUCUCAUCGCUGUUGCAGGGUUAACCUGAUGUGGUGGUGGUUGUCUGAUCUGUUGUCAACAAAGGAAACAGUCACGGUUUUUUGUUUUGUUUUGUUUUUACAUUAUAACAAUUAACAGAGUCACUGUUGCAGUAUAGUUGUCAGAUCAUUUUUGUUAUGUUUGCUUUAUUUGGGAUGUUUUAACAGUGUUGUUUGUUUUACUGAUUUGGACCUUUUUUAUUUUGGACUUUCCGUGUAGGAUCGACAAGUCAAACAUUUUGCCCAAAACAAAAGCCACUGAGCCAUCAUUUGGAGAUGCACCUUGUUUACAAAUGUCCAGCACCUGAUUUCCUCUGAACUGUAGAAAAGAGGGCACUGUAAAUCAUAACGAUCUGAAACACACGAGUUUGUCAUUUUGCGUUGAAUUCGCCUCCUUUCCCUCUUUUUUAUAAGCACUUAUUUUUGCGUUAACAUGGUCGCAAUUAUUUAUGUUUUGUUCAUGAUAGCUAAAGCGUGAUAGUUGUGUGAUAAGAUGUAUAACGAGAUGUUUUCUUGUUUACAGUUUCUGUAACUCAUUCAAAUGACAGAGUUGUCAACAAUGGAUGAUUUUUGGUUUUCCAUUCGUUUUGAUUUCCGAAACAGGCUAAACCGGUUCUCGAAAGUGUGAGGGCGAACAAUGGAAAUAAAAGUAAUAUCUCAGGUACAUUUCAGCGCCCGUAUAUUGUGCUGUACUCCUUUACUGAUCUCUGUCUUCUUCUCCUCGGCUCGCGCCUGUCUGGUCGCGCUUUCUGCUGUUCCCGUCUCAAACAGCCCAAGUCCGCAUCCUAGUGUACUAAGUAGUGUGUUCAGAUAGUAAACACCUAUUUGGACGUGCUAUUUAGAACUGUAGUUUCUGGACCUAUAGCUGUGGUCGCUCGGAUUUAUUCCACUGGCCUGUAAACGAAUAGAGGAAGACGUGCUGAUGAAAUAAUCCGCUGUGGGAUUAUUUAUUGUUUUUCUGAGAGCAGGACAUGAAAGAGGGAUCUUGAAUAAGUCGUGCGUUUUGUGUCGUUUCUCAAGGCAUCUGUGAGAGCAGCUUUUUUUUUCAAUUCUGUUAUUUGAAACCGUGUGGGAUAUACAACUUUUCCAAAAAAAAGAAAGAAAAAAGAAAAGAUUUUAAAUAAAUAGUUGUCAUUAUUAUUAUUAUUAUUAUUAUUAUUAUUAUUAUUAUUAUUAUUUCCAAUAUGUAAAUAUG